AUGGACAGGAGUCGGGGGGCGAUGGUGAGCACCUGGUGUGGCUGCACCUGGAGUUAUGAGUGACGGCUGGGCGGGGCUUCCGACCACUGCUGACUGGCCCUUUAAACCCACAGCGUCCGGCAGGGUCCGAAAUAUUGUGAAUAACAUUGAGGAGAGCCUGAGCCAGGCGGCAACUCGCAAUUCUAGUGGCCAAGGUCACCGAACGAGCAAGUGGUCUCCAGGAAGGGAGCUGGAGAGGGGCAGAGCCUUGCAUGUCAAGGCCGCACUGCUUAACGUGAAGGCAGAUGGAGCGGGAGGAACAGGCUGGGCCGGGGCUAAGCUGAAUGAGGUGCUGCUGCCUGGACACAGAGCGGGGGCCAGGGGGCAGGUGGCUCCCAAUGGCUGUGUCGUGAAGCAAAGACUGCAAGAGAUGCACUCGCCGGGCAGUGCACACCACUUUGCUGACCAAGCCCGGCUCAGGAACCAGGGCCUCAACAUCCGGCAAAAAAUCUCACAGUGGGAGGUGAAGUCCAGCGUGAGCAACACGGACAAAGCCAAGUCUGGAGAAGGUGGUUUGCAAGUGGAGUAUGGAUGUGCGUUUAUCUCCAAGGCCAAGACACAGAGUCCCGGCCCGAGGAAACGAGCCCUGGUGAAGGCCAGGAGCCUGGGGCUAGAUUUCAGGGAAGGACAGAAGGCGACUGACCCAAACAUCAAGCAUGGUGCUGAGAGAAACAGGGCGGCUGCUAAUUCCAGAGCCCAGAAGGUGGGGGGUUUGGGAAGCUCCUCGGUUCUCCCUCAAGUCAACAAACUGGAGACGUUGGCUCCGGGCAGCUCGGGCGAUAGCAAGCUGCUGCCUCCCGGCAACUUUUACACCUCGCAGAACUUCUGGAAGAAGCUGGAGGACGUCCCACAGGACGAGAGGAAGGAGUUGGGGGCCACGGAGCCGGGGGGUCCCAGCGAGAGGCUGGAGUCGAGUCGUCCUGGAGGCAGCGCCGUGAUCCUGAGAGACCCUCGAGACAGCGUGUUCACUGAUUCGGAAGGGACGAAGGAAGCCCCCGUGAUUAACAUUAAUCCCCUGCCCAAACCCCAACGGACCUUUAAGUACUCUGGAGAGCAGGAUUCCGGGAGCACUCCCACUCCCGCUCCCCCCUCGGGAAAAGGAAAGGGGCCGACCACACACUCCCCUCCCCCGCUGCUGCUCAGCCCACCCCCUGCACUCAGGCAGCUCGGCAAUGGGACACAGAUAGUGAGGAGCAACAGAAAAUCCUUUGAGUUUGAGGACGCCGAGGGUUUGCACAUCCUGCAGACUCCAGCGGCAAGUGAGCGGAGCCGAGAGGGGACCGAGAAGCCAAAGCAGGUGCUCUCCCACACCGUGUCUGAUGAGAACAUCUAUGAGGAUAUUGUGGAUCCUUCCAAGGAGAACCCAUACGAAGACGUCAAAUUCACCCCCUCGCUCCUCGCCAGAGGGAAAAGAGUUUGGGGUUCACCAGCGGCGCGACCCAGGAGACCCCCGAAGCUCCCCCCCAAGCCGGCCAGCCUCCUGGCCCAGACCGCAGACAGUAAGAGCUGGAAGGUUUCGGAGAUCAGGAAGUAUGUGAAGGAGGGUCCAGGCCGUCCCAACCCGCCCUCGCUGCUCGUCAGCUCUGAAGAUCCCGGGACUGGAGAUGUGAGGAAGAGGAAGAAGAUUCCGCGACUGGUGGCGAAGAUACAAGCGAUGUACGAUGCUAAGAGAGGGAAGAAGAAAGUCAAGACACUGUCUGCCUCUGGACAUGAGGCCACAGUGGCUAAAGAUGAGAACAGUGAGACUGAGAGUGACACAGAGGAACAGCAGAAAGCUCACAGCCAGCGACUGGUGCAGGUUCACUCCAGCCUGAAACGUAACACUCGUUACCAGACCCUAGAGCGGGACCUGAUUGAGCUGCAGGAACAGAAGCUUUUCGAGUACUUUGUGGUGGUCUCUCUGCGCAAGAAACCUCCCUCCAACACCUACAAACCUCAGGUCACACAGCAGUUCCCCAGUAAGUUAGAGAAGACGAGCAGACAAGCACGCGAUGCUGAGGAGAGACUGAAAGCCAUCCCACAGUUCUGCUUUCCUGAUGCCGAUGACUGGGUGCCAGUCUCCGAGUACGUCAGUGAAACCUUCUCGUUCGUCCUGACCGGGGAGGACGGGAGCAGGCGCUUCGGGUACUGCCGCAAACUCUUGCCCAAUGGGAGAGACAAGCGGCUCCCAGAGGUUUACUGUAUUGUCAGCCGUCUUGGCUGCUUCUACCUCUUCUCAAAGAUUCUGGACGAGGUGGAGAAGAGGAGGAAGAUCUCUCCGCCGCUGGUUUACCCCUUCAUGCGCAGCGUUAUGGAGGCUCCCUUCCCUGCCCCCGGCCGGGUCAUCACCAUCAAGAACUUCCUCCCGGGGUCAGGAAACGAGGUGAUGGAGCUUUGCCGUCCCUCUGACUCCCGCCUGGAGCACGUGGACUUCGAGUGUCUCCUGAGUUGUCUGAAUGUGCGGCACCUGGUCCAGGUCUUCGCGUCUCUCCUCCUGGAGCGAAGAGUGAUCUUCAUUGCGGAUAAACUCAGCACUCUCUCCAAGUGCGGUCAUGCUGUUGUGGCCAUGUUGUACCCAUUCACCUGGCAACACACCUACAUCCCCGUGCUGCCAGCGGCUAUGAUCGACAUUGUGUGCUCUCCCACGCCUUUCCUCAUCGGAAUCCUCUCCAACUCCAUGACUCUGCUCAACGACCUGCCCAUCGAGGAGGUGUUGGUUGUGGACCUGUGCGCUGACCGUUUCCUGAGGCAGAUGGAUGAUGAAGAUUCCAUUCUUCCGCGCAAACUCCAGGCGGCACUGGAGCUGAUCCUGGAGCAGAGGAGCGAGAUCCUGGCUCAGGCUGAAGAAGGAGAGGCAGAGGACGGCCCCUGCUCUCUGAGCACACUCAUCUCAGAAGCCUUCGUCAGGUUCUUUGUGGAGAUCGUGGGCCACCACUCAUUGCACAUGUCGAUUAACGAGAAGGGCGAGCGCGUGUUCCAGAGAGACGCCUUCCGCAAGUCCCACACCUCCAAGAGCGUCCGCCAAUUCCUGGAGCUGUUCAUGGAGGCCCAGAUGUUUGCCGGCUUCAUCCAGGACCGGGAGCUUCGGAAAUCUGGGAUCAAAGGGCUGUUUGAGGUGCGAGCCGGAGAAUACUUAGAGACGAUUCCAGAAAGUGGACCCAGUGGAGUCAACAAGUUCCUGAAGGGCCUGGGAAAUAAAAUGAAGUUUCUUUCUAAGAAGGGAAACAAAGAUUCGGGGACAUAAGAUGUGCUGCUGACCCCGUGCCCAGUGCCUGGACUCUGUCCCUCUACGUUCCAGCUCAGUGCCUGCCUCUUGGGAGGGACAAACGGCACUUUGACCUGGAUAACGGACACUUUAGGACUGAUGGUGCUACCAGCCGGGUCAGUCAGACACAACGUUCCGGAUUGGGAAUACAGCCUGGUUUCAGCUCCUCCCCCUCUUGCCCAGGCCGGGAAAGAGCCAGUAAGGUGGGCAGGCGGGCGGGCAGGAGGUCACUGUGGGCGACACGACACAGGAAAGCAGUUGGCCGGCCGGACACGUGUGUUUGCAGACGGCCUCCGCGGCUCAAUCGGGUUGAAGCAGCUCCAGCUGUUGAUUUCUCCAGCGAGUCUGAGCUGGGGUCUCCACCACUCCCUGACCCUCACACUUCCCAGGAUCCUUUACCAGUGAGAUGCCCCCCUAAGGGUCCUGGUUUCAGAGACCACCACAGGAAAGUGAUUUCACCCUCCCCCUCCCUGUCUGUGACGCCUUCACCCCCUCCCCACCAAGUCUGUGACCCCUUCAUGUCGUCGUCCCCCCAACCCCAGUAAGAACUAGAGCUGGAAGGAUGAUACUCAGCACCUAAUCCAUGCAACUGGGAGCAGCUUUAGCAGAUAAACUUUAGUGGAACUUUAAUAUGACUGAAAGUCCAAGUGUCUAUAUGGUAAUUCCUGGCUCCUGAGAGAGGCCACACAGUCUGACCCAGGAUUUAUGGGGUUCAGUAGAAGCCGGGGUCCUCAUGCCCUGAGCUCUCGCACAUCAUCUGGGCCUGGGCUUCUCUCUUGCAAAUGGGUUACGUGACCUUUACUCCACAGGCACCACAGUCUCAAACCCGCUCCUUACAUUUAAGGGCCUUAGAAGUUCAUAUGUACACACACACACAUGCACACAUAGGGUGAUGGCACACACACA
Molecule: messenger RNA, 4189 nt
Organism: Callorhinchus milii (elephant shark)
Lineage: Eukaryota; Metazoa; Chordata; Chondrichthyes; Chimaeriformes; Callorhinchidae
Product: DENN domain-containing protein 2C
Exons: 20
Coding region: 56-3262 (1068 amino acids)
Source: RefSeq, a predicted model, not a curated record